This is a messenger RNA of Belonocnema kinseyi, 1352 nucleotides long. Its product is annotated as G-protein coupled receptor Mth-like. NCBI's taxonomy places the organism in Eukaryota, Metazoa, Arthropoda, Insecta, Hymenoptera, Cynipidae. Gene Ontology annotation, molecular function: G protein-coupled receptor activity. Bases 86 to 1069 code for a protein of 327 amino acids. The record is from RefSeq and is a predicted model, not a curated record. The transcript is spliced from 3 exons.
CAGUCCGUUCCUUCCUUGUCUGGAAUUAUGGAAGCCUGAAAUUAGUGGCCCGAGUGGAUUUCGACCCAUAUCUAAUAAAAUUAUCAUGUUAACAUCGAAGUGCAAAAGAAUAGUGACUUUAGUUAUUUUACUCGGAAAUUUCGCAAUCCACGACUGCAGUCAUGAAAUAAAACACUUACCUUGCCCUGCUUCACUGGCAAAGGCGCUCAUCAAUUACACAAUACUUCCCAAUCGAUCGUUGAUUCAUGAUCAGCUUACCUAUUCACCUGACCUCUACUGGACUGAAGAUUCAAAAAAUAUCACGUACGGAUGUGUCUGCAAUGUAUCAGAAGCCUGUACCAGGAAAUGUUGCGAGGCCGGGAAAGUGUUAAAAGAGAACAUGUGCGUUGAACCGGACACCACGCAGGGCUCAUUAUCAGUAUUAAGACCUUGGAACCAAGAAUUGGCACCUGAACUAUGGUGGAUCACCCAACUGGGAGAUGCCUUUUAUAUAGUGGAGAGUAUGGUUGUGUGCUUGGAAGGAAUCCAUCGGAUAAUCCUGGAUCCAUCAUAUCCUGAAGAUAUGUUUGUUCUUCAGAAGAAUGGUACACUUCAAGUAGGUUUAACGUCAUACUCGCCAUCUGAAUAUUGUCUAGACUGGACGGAUUAUACGAUGAACUUCUCAGCUGUGCUUUGUAUGUGGAUGCCGACAGAUGCUACAGAAAGUGCUCAUCCGAUUGGCAUGCUUGUUUCUGUUAUAUUUCUGCUGAUUACGUUCCUAGUAUAUGCAAUUUUACCAGAUCUUCAUAAUUUGCACGGAAAAACAUUGAUGUGCCAUAUGGCUAGUCUCAUAAUAGGAUACGCUGGUUUGGUCACUCUCAAGUUCGAUUUUGGAUACCUGAUGUCAAAUAAUGUCUGUAUUACAUUAGAUGACUGGACUACUAGAAAAAAUAUCGCAGACAGUGCGAAUAAGACGAAUAGUGAGAAGCGAGGGAACCCACAAAAAACAAGCGAGAAAGACAGAAGUAUGAUAAGCACACCUCUGAGGGUGGAGUCUUUAACGUCAAAAAAAGUUUGUUUUGACCAAUGACAGCAGUGGAACAUUAUAUAGCCUUUAGAAAAUCUCGUGAAAAAGUGUGUACUGUAAUUGAAAUAUUACGGUCGCAUGGUAGGCCAUGCGGCAGAUCAAAAUCCUAAAUGAAAUGUAUAGUCUACUAUAGUCUCUCCUUCGCGCGCGAACGAAAACUAAACAGAGUGAAUAAGUACUAAACAAUCAUGUGCGCGUGCGAAGUUUUGUAUUCAUUUUUAGCAUUAACCCAAUUUUCGAAUCAAUAUUCAGUUGCUAAAACUUGUAGACCACUCAAAUGUUUGCC